AUGACGAACAACACAACAGAAAACAUCAGCGAAUCGAGUGCCUCGGUAAUUGCAGUUGCAUAUUAUGCCUUCAGUUUAAUAAUUUUGGGAACAGUGCUCAAUCUUCUAACAUAUGUUGUCCUCUGUCGACCAAAAUUUAAAGACACAGACGAACAACCGACACUGUACUAUAUUCGUACAGUUGCUAUUUUUGAUGUUCUCAUGUUAUAUGGAUGGAAUUUUGAUCAUUAUACAUUGACUAUACAUGGGUUCCAGCUUCCAACAUACGCGAUUGCUUCAUGCAAAUAUGCUCAGUUUCUUAACUAUUUUACUGCUCAAAUAUCGGCUUGGUUGCGCGUAUUUAUCUGUCUCGAUCGAUAUUUGUCAUUGAGUCGUCUUCACCGAACAUGGUUUGGCCGUCCUAAAAGUGUUCUCAUUAUUAUUACAUGUAUUAUCAGUUUCUUCACUUUAUUUAACUUGCAUCUUAUUAUAUUUGGCUGCUUUUAUGAUGCAACUGGAUCGCUCAAUGCUAAUUCUCGCUUGUAUACCAUCUAUCCUAUGUGGGAUUUUGUUAAUUUAGCCAUGUACAAUUGUUUACCGUUCCUGCUCAUGGUACUGUUCAAUAGUGGUGUUAUCUAUCAUUUGAUGCGUCUGCGUCGUACGAGUACGAUUCAAAAUUCACGUAUUCGACAUCGAGCCAUAACAAUAACACUUGUUGUCACAACAUUUCUUUUUUUGAUCAUGACCAUACCGGCUACUGUUGCCUUUGGGUUUUUCGGAAAUACAGCAGGCGAUAUUGUUCUGUAUACUUUGGAUUCAAUACUCUACACGUACCACAUAUUGUCAUUUCCACUUUAUAUGAUUACAUUUACCGAAUUUCGACGGGAAUUCAUCAAAAUGAUAACAUGCAACUACUAUGGUCGAAGAAUAGCACCGCAGCCUGCUACUACAACACACCAAUUAACACGAACAUAA
Adineta steineri is the source of this 954-nucleotide messenger RNA. The record is from the annotation of a GenBank genome assembly. NCBI's taxonomy places the organism in Eukaryota, Metazoa, Rotifera, Eurotatoria, Adinetida, Adinetidae.